Molecule: messenger RNA, 3207 nt
Organism: Aplysia californica (California sea hare)
Lineage: Eukaryota; Metazoa; Mollusca; Gastropoda; Aplysiida; Aplysiidae
Product: mitogen-activated protein kinase kinase kinase kinase 5
Exons: 32
Coding region: 132-2960 (942 amino acids)
Biological process (GO): protein phosphorylation
Molecular function (GO): ATP binding; MAP kinase kinase kinase kinase activity
Source: RefSeq, a predicted model, not a curated record
CUCAAUAAACCCAGAGAGAGUAAAAAAAAUGACAGAAGAGGCUAAGCGAAUAACAGCAAUCAGCCAUGGUCUGACUUCGUUAACGUAAAAUUAUCCUCGCUGUAUGAGGAGUUUCUUCUUGUGUUUCAAAUAUGUCGGCGGAUAUUCUAAGAAGGAACCCUCAGGAUGAUUUUGAACUCAUCCAAAGAGUGGGGAGUGGCACAUAUGGAGAUGUUUACAAGGCCAGAGAUCUCAACACAGGAGAGCUGGCUGGCAUCAAAGUCAUCAAGCUGGAGCCAGGGGAUGACUUUGCUGUCAUCCAACAAGAAAUCAUUAUGAUGAAAGACUGUAAGCACCCCAAUAUUGUGGCCUACUAUGGGAGCUAUCUACGACGUGAAAAGCUAUGGAUAGCCAUGGAGUACUGCGGUGGAGGUUCUAUGCAAGAUAUAUACCACGUCACUGGGCCUCUUCCCGAGCCCACCAUUGCGUUUGUGUGCAGAGAGACGCUCAAGGGCCUCAACUACUUGCACCGGCGCGGCAAGAUGCACAGAGACAUCAAGGGUGCCAACAUUUUAGUCACUGAUGAAGGUGACAUCAAAUUAGCUGACUUUGGAGUGUCGGCUCAGAUUACAGCAACAAUGUGUAAACGCAAGUCUUUCAUUGGAACUCCAUACUGGAUGGCCCCCGAGGUGGCGGCGGUGGAGAGGAAGGGAGGCUACAACCAACAGUGUGACAUCUGGGCGGUGGGCAUCACGGCCAUUGAGUUUGCCGAGCUGCAGCCACCCAUGUUUGACCUACACCCCAUGAGGGCCCUGUUUCUCAUGUCCAAGAGUGGGUUCAAGCCACCCCAGCUGAAAGAUAAAAACAAAUGGUCGCCCGUGUUUCAACACUUCAUAAAAGUUGCCUUAACGAAAAACCCAAAGAAGAGACCGCCAGCAGACAAACUUGUGGAUCACCCGUUCCUGCAGGGCGACCUGAGCCGGCGGCUGACCAAAGAGCUGCUGGAGAAGUCACGGAACCCGACACACACCUACGACCUGACCGAGGAUGAGGAUGGGCUGUUGCAAGAUGCACCUAAAAGAAUCCCAUCCAACAGGACGUCUCGGCUGCUGGCCGCUACCAACAGUAUUGAACUAAAAGUGAACGUCAAUGUGGAACCUGGCAAGGACAACAAGCGGGACGGCUUGUCGCAGCCGUGGGACUGUACUGACGACGUCAACGAGGACAAGUUCAACACAGCCAAGCCCUGGCUGGAAGAUGAGAAGUCGAAAAAGAGUUUGCUUGAAUGUGUGGAGGAGGAGCUGUCCCAAAGAGGCCACAGGAGUAGUUUAAUUCUAGAGGAGGAUUUCACUCCACUUCAUGAGAAACCCACCUUACAGCUCAACUCCCCACCAGUUCCGCCACCAAAGCCUCCCCGGUCACUGGAGCCAGCCUUGGCACGAGAGAUUCGGAAACGACUCAGCAGCGGUGACAAGUCAGACGAGGCUGGACAUGACCUUGAGGAAGGUGAAGGUCAGGGGGACAGCGGUCAGGAGAUGGACGGGGAGUUUGUGAUAGACGACCUUGAGUCACUGAUUGACCGAAUGGUGACCUUGACCCCUCAGGCCUCGCAGCAGGGGUUGGGGGGAUUGUCGGCACAUACACAGGCUGCGGAGGAAGAAGAAGAAGAGGAAGACAGUGGUGAGGAGAAGUUUGUUCCCCCAUCCCUCCCCCCCAAGCGCCGACCGCCCCCGCCCCCUUCGUCCAACGGGGAGCUCGUCCACUCCCAGAACGGAGACUCCCCUGAGGGGCUGGGGGGAGAGGGGGGGAGUACGGUACCACCAGCCAUUCCACCGCGCCGGAAAGUGAAGAAAGAGGAAUCUGCCCAGUCUAGUCAACAACGCCCCGUCAGCAAUGGUCUUCCACCCACGCCUCAGGUUCAUAUGGGAGCUUGUUUCUCCAAAGUGUUCAACGGCUGCCCCCUCCACAUCAAUUGCACAGCCAGCUGGGUACACCCGGACACUAGAGAUCAAUUGAUAUUUAUCGGAGCCAACGAAGGACUCUACACCCUGAACCUGAAUGAGAUACACGAGGCGUCCAUGGAGCUGGUCCACGCCCGCAGAUGUAUCUGGCUCUACGCCAUCAAGGAUGUACUCAUGUCCCUGUCUGGCAAGACUCCGACGCUGUACCGGCACGACCUCAUGAUGCUGCACACCAGACAGAACAGCCGGUUCUCCUUACCCAUGAACAAAAUUCCAGAGAAGCUUGUACCCAGGCGCCUCCAGCCCACGGUGAAAGUCCCGGACACGCGGGGCUGCUUGCGCUGCUGUGUGGGCCGCAACCCCUACAACGGCUACCGCUACCUGUGUGGGGCGCUGGCCAACGGAGUCAUUCUGAUGCAGUGGUACGAACCACUCAACAAGUUCAUGUUGCUCAAGACAUUUGAGACGGAGCAGAUGCCAGCCCAGCUCCAUGUGUUUGAGAUGUUCAUCAGCCCAGAGCUGGAGUACCCCAUGGUCUGCUACGGUGUACGGAAAGGACACGACCGCAAUCACGUCAAGUUUGAUAUUAUCAACCUGAACAGCAUGACCAGCUGGUUCACAGACACAGACCCAGGCACAGCGGUCUCAGAAGCCCUGCCGGUGGUGAACGUGACACAGCUGGAGAAGGACUCUGUGCUGAUAUGUUACGACAAGUUUGUGAAAGUGGUCAGUCUCGGCGGGAAACUCAAGUCUAGCCGGAAACAGCAGGCAGAGCUACACUUUGACUGUGUGGUGGACUCGCUAGUGACCCUCCAAGACAGUGUCCUGGCCUUCCACAAGCACGGCAUGCAGGGCAGAAGCUUCAAGGCCAACGAGGUGACUCAGGAAAUUUGUGAUAAAACGCGGAAGUUCAGACUGCUUGGUUCUGACAGGGUGAUUUGCCUGGAGAGUCGACCCACCCCAGACCCCAGCGCUAGCUCCAACCUCUACGUUCUGGCCGGGCACGAGAACACCUACUGACCUCCGACGCCUGCAGGGAGGGAGACUGACCUCAGCCCAGCUCACCGUGCUCAGAUGUAGAGAGAGGCUUCGCCCCACUGCGAGUUGUCGUAGCAGUCACUGUUCUUGGUGGCUCUAGUGAUCCCCGUGUGCGUGUGUAUGUGUGUGUGUGUGUGUGAGAGAGAGAGAGAGAGAGAGAGCGAGCAAAAUGCUGGCGUAAUCGUUAGUGGUGUUUGGCCAUGAAACCAGGAGCUGUGAUGUUUUACUG